Messenger RNA from Marmota monax (woodchuck), 866 nucleotides. It is a transcript of the gene Krtcap3, whose product is annotated as keratinocyte associated protein 3. Bases 39 to 761 code for a protein of 240 amino acids. Lineage: Eukaryota; Metazoa; Chordata; Mammalia; Rodentia; Sciuridae. The record is from RefSeq and is a predicted model, not a curated record. The transcript has 7 exons.
CCCAGGUAGAGCCGCCGGGCGGCUACGCAACCCACGGGAUGAAGUGCUACCGCCUCUGCGUGUUUGAUGCAGCCCGCGGGCCCCGGCGGCUGAUGCGCGUGGGCCUAGCGCUGAUCCUGGUGGGCCACGUGAACCUGCUGCUGGGGGCCGUGCUGCACGGCACUGUCCUGAGGCACGUGGCCAACCCCCGUGGCGCUGUCACACCGGAGUACACCACCGCCAAUGUCAUCUCUGUGGGUUCAGGGCUGCUGAGUGUUUCCGUGGGACUUGUGGCUCUCUUGGCAUCCAAGAACCUUGUUCGUUCACCACUGCACUGGGCCCUGCUGGCCCUGGCUCUAGUGAACUUGCUCUUGUCUGCUGCCUGCUCCAUGGGUCUUCUCCUUGCUGUGUCACUCACUGUGGCCAAUGGUGGUCGUAGACUUAUUGCUGACUGCCAUCCAGGACUGCUGGAUCCUUCCAUCCCACUGGACCAGGGGUCUGGUCACACGGACUGCCCCUUUGACCCCACAAGAAUCUAUGAUACAGCCUUGGCUCUCUGGAUCCCUUCUCUGCUUAUGUCUGCAGCUGAGGCUGCUCUAUCUGGUUACUGCUGUGUGGCAGCACUCACCCUGCGUGGAAUUGGGCCCUGCAGGAAGGAAGGGUUUCAGGGGCAGCUAGAGGAACUGACAGAGCUUGAACCUCCUAAAUGUAAACAGCAGGAAAAUGUGCAGCUACUAGAUCAACAUCAAGAACUCCAGGAGUCACAGAAAACCUGGGUUUAGGACAGGCAGGUGAUGUUCCAAGGCUCAGUCCACAAGUGUUUUCCACUGGGGCCCUGACACCAGGAUGGUAUCGAUAAUUGUAAUAAAGAACUUCUCUUUUUUCUA